Molecule: messenger RNA, 2016 nt
Organism: Ceratosolen solmsi marchali
Lineage: Eukaryota; Metazoa; Arthropoda; Insecta; Hymenoptera; Agaonidae
Product: intraflagellar transport protein 74 homolog
Exons: 4
Coding region: 82-2016 (644 amino acids)
Biological process (GO): intraciliary transport involved in cilium assembly; cilium assembly
Cellular component (GO): intraciliary transport particle B; cilium
Molecular function (GO): beta-tubulin binding
Source: RefSeq, a predicted model, not a curated record
CAUUGUUAAUCGCAUUAAAAUUCUAUAAAGCUACUUUAUUUUUAGCUUAAGCUGGGAGAAAGGAUACGACUGGCUAGUUAAAUGGAGUACGACAGAUCAUCCACUAGUAGGUCUGGAGAGAGACCGGUGACACGAUGGAGGAGGGAGCAGGAUUCUAAUGACAAACAGCGAUACUCUCCUGAAAGUCCAAUGUCAGUGAAAUCUUAUGGUAAAAUGGAACGUCCAACGUCUCGUAGAGGUUUCAAAACCGAUAUAACGGAGUAUGGGAUUUCUAGACCACCGACUAGUGGCAGAAACGUUUUGUCUCGUCCACCCUCCACUGGCAUUAUGAUUAAUAGAGUGCCAACUGCUGCCCCUAGAAUUAACACAUCUAGCUCAGCCAGCUUGGCACGUACAAAUUCAGGUGUAUUUAGGAAUUUUGCACAACCAAAUGCCAAGCUUCUCGAUCGUCCGGUUAUGCAACAAGGAUUAGCAGGUAUUCCUACCGCUUCGUCGAAAGGUGUUCCUAAAUUAACAAGGCAAAUUCAAGAUAAAAGGCACUAUGAGCAAAUAUUACAGCAAAAAAUUCGAGAAUUAAACAAUGAAAUUGAAGUGAUAACGCGCCAAGUUGAGAAAGAAAAUAGCGAAGAUAGGGCACAAAUGGAUUACGAUCAGAAAACAAAUGAUUUUAACGUCGAAUUCAAUAAAUUGCAAGAGCAAAUUAAUGAGCAUUACGUUGCUUUUAAUAAAACCGUAUUGGGCUCCAAUAAAGAUGAGAUAAUGAGAGAAGUAAAAGAACUUAAGGAAUUCAACGAUCGCGAAGAAGUCGAAAUGCAGAAAAUUUUUCAAAAGCGUGAGCAGGCUGAAAAAAGAUUAUCCGAAUUAAAUAAAGAAAUUGAAUCUAAGAGAAACGUAGCUGAAAAGAUGCUAGGGGAUAUGUCUCUGGAAAUGAGAUCUAAAUAUGACGAGCUUCUUAAAAAUAAGACUGAUGUGCAAAAAGAAAUAAAUGUACUGCAAAAAUAUCAAGCUCAAUUGUCCGAUGAGAAAUUUAAAAUACAGCAAAAAUUUGUUCUUUCACCAAUGAAACAAGAAGCGUACAAGUUAUAUCUUAAAAUUGUGGAAGGUGAAAGGAAGAGGGAUAAAGUUUUAGAACAACUAAGGAACAAUUCAACAGUUGAAAAUAAAAAGAUCAACCAAGAAAAUUUGGAUGCCUCCUCAGCUGAGAAGCAAAUCAUAGAAAUAGAAAAAAAAAUUGCUGAUGCCGAAGAAGAAUUAUUACAACUGGAAAUAAAUCCAGAUGAAAUUCAGACGGAAAAAUCAGUAAAGCAUAACGAGUAUCAUAAGCAAGAAGAAAUUAUGGACAUUUUUCGAUCAUCGCUGGUAAAAAGUAAAGCGGAGGAACUUAAUAGAUUAAGCCACUUACAGGAAGAGAUAAUAGAGCAUUUAGAACAGAUAUCGAAUAAUGUAACCGAAAGUAUGGACAGCAAUAUAUUUAUGUCGGAUGAAACGGACAUGCUUAAAUCAUUAAUGAAUCAGAACUUCAAUGAUAGAAAUGACAAAAGUUUUGAAGAAUUGAAACAAGAUAAUAAUAAGCUUCAAUUAAUUUUGAAUAAAUUAAAAUCGUUAGAAACAAAAAUAAAUGUGGAGGUAAAUGAUUACGAAGGCAAAGCUGAAGUAAUAUAUAAUGAAACAGCUAAAAGAGAUUCAAUUAUUUAUGAUUUUGAUAAAGAACAACAAAAAGAAUUGUCUAUGCUGAACGAUGAGCCAGCUAUCCAAAAGGAAAAGGAUAAUAAAUUAAGACAGCUAAUUGAGGAGAAUGAAAUUUAUCGCUCGAUCAGUAUUUUAGAAGAUAAAUUAGAAAGAAUUACAAUUGCUAAUGGACAAAUACCACAAUCUAAUCAAGAAGAGAAUGAAUUAGACAAAGACGAUGAUUAUUCAUCGUUACAAAAUAAAUUAUAUAAGUUGAUGGCUCGGCUUACAAGUAGACUUUUACUGGGCUCGUCUACAAAUUUAUUAACUGGCUACAAAAUCAUUUAA